Messenger RNA from Megachile rotundata (alfalfa leafcutting bee), 801 nucleotides. RefSeq lists its product as uncharacterized. NCBI's taxonomy places the organism in Eukaryota, Metazoa, Arthropoda, Insecta, Hymenoptera, Megachilidae. The record is from RefSeq and is a predicted model, not a curated record.
AUGGAGCGUGUGCCGGAUCAAAAAAUUCUGAAUUCGAACUAUUAUUUGCCUCAUCACGGUGUGUGGCGUCAAACUAGCACGACUACUAAACUUAGAGUCGUGUUUAACGCCUCACACAAAAGCACUUCAGGUCUGUCUUUAAACGACCUGGUACAUACUGGUCCAAAUCUACUACCGGAAGUUUUUUCUAUUUUAUUACGCUGGCGCAGACAUGCUAUAGCUUUCGCGGCGGACAUUGAGAAAAUGUAUCGUCAGAUUAGGAUAUCCCAAGCAGACUGUGAUUUUCAAAAGAUCGUUUGGCGACAUUCUCCCGAUUCUAAAAUCUCUACUUACAAACUUUCAACUGUUACUUACGGCAUGGCAUGCGCUCCAUUUCUGGCCAUCCGUACUCUACAUCAGUUAAGUACCGACGAAAAAGAGUCUUAUCCGCUGGCAGCUUCUUGUCUUUUGCACGACACCUACGUCGAUGACGUAGUAUCUGGAUCUAACACUCUGGAAGAAGCCAUUCUCCUUAGUAAUCAAUUAAUUGCGUUGUUAAGGGCGGGCGGCUUUAAACUUAGAAAGUGGGUAUCUAAUAAUCCCGAUCUUCUAAAACACUUACCAGCGGAUUACCUUGCAUCUUCCUCUAAUCUAGUGUGCAACUUUGACUCAGUUUCGAGUCUCCUUGGUUUGAGUUGGAACACUUCCUCGGAUUGCUUUAUUUUCAGUCCUCAACCUCGAAACCUUACUGGACGCAUAACUAAAAGGACAGUUUUUAGUGAAAUCUCAGGAUUGUUCGACCCACUAGGCCUUCUGGCUCCG